GUGCGAAAUCCCUCUGCAAUAUACGAUCGCGCUGUAGAACACGAGAGUGAGUUCUUCGAUGGCGGCAAAGAAGGAGCCAAAGACGCACAGAGUCACAAGCGGCGUGCAGAUAGUCCAGUCAAUCCCGCCGACGAUAAAAAGCCGAAAACCGAAGAUGAUGCUGGUGCGCCUCCCAUCUAGUUCUUCGCACGCAUCCCAUAAUCCUCCAUAUUGGAGCUAUGUAGAGAAGAAUAGUCAGCAGUAUUUUCAACUUGAGUCGUCUGAAGUGAAACUGUGAGA
Cylicostephanus goldi is the source of this 279-nucleotide messenger RNA. The record is from the annotation of a GenBank genome assembly. NCBI's taxonomy places the organism in Eukaryota, Metazoa, Nematoda, Chromadorea, Rhabditida, Strongylidae.